UCCGCGCUGGGCAUUUAAUUGAUGCAUUGCACACGCAUACCCGGGUCCCUCUAUUACGUGGUAUAGGCAUUCUCGGUCGGUACACUACUAACUUCCCAGAAUGGACGUGGAAUCAAAACAAGGCAACAAAUUCUCCGGAAUGACGCCGCCUCUAAAUAACGGAUCCUCCAAGAAGAGAAGAGGAAGAAAUUACUGCUUCAACUGCCUAGCCGUCCUUCUCCUUCUGGGCCUUCUCUUUCUCAUCUUGGGCCUCACCGUUUUUAAAGCCAAAAAGCCCGUCAUCACUGUCAACUCCGUUUCUCUACGGGAUAUGGAUUUCUCUGUCGACAUCGCUAGGCUCCAAGUUCACCUCAACGUCACCCUUCAGGCCAACCUUUCUGUCAGAAAUCCCAACCGGGUCGGGUUCAAAUACGACUCUACUUCCGCCAUCCUAAAGUAUAAGGGCCAGGUCGUGGGAGAUGCCCCUAUUCCGACAGGCGAGAUAGGUUCCCGUGAAACGCGUCCGAUGAAUAUUACCCUCACUGUAAUGGCCGAUCGAUUGCUUUCCAAUUCCGGUUUGUAUUCCGAUGUCCUUUCCGGUUCUGGUACGUUACCCCUCACUACUUAUGUGAAAUUGUCGGGGGUGGUCCGAGUUCUGUUCAAAAUUCACGUGAAAACUACCACUUCUUGCGAUUUGUACAUCGAUGUUCUUAACAGGAAGCUCGCCAACCAGACUUGUCAUUAUAAGACCAAGCUAUGAUUCUCUCUAGUACCACAUUACACAUGUUGAUUCGUUUCACUUGUUGGAUCAACUAUGUAAUUUGUCGGGAUGACAUUUGCUAUUGUUUUUUCCCUUUGUUUGGUACGUGCAGUUUGUAAGUA
Molecule: messenger RNA, 861 nt
Organism: Nicotiana attenuata
Lineage: Eukaryota; Viridiplantae; Streptophyta; Magnoliopsida; Solanales; Solanaceae
Exons: 1
Coding region: 101-739 (212 amino acids)
Source: RefSeq, a predicted model, not a curated record